UGGUUACGAGGGCAGCGAGCAUGGCCGCGUCUGUCGUCCGAAGGUUGGCAGCGUUAUCCGGUGCUUCGGCUGUGGCAGCCGGGGCGUAUGGGGCCCAUGGAUUCAAGAAUAGUGACCCAGAUGACUACCAAAGAGUGUUGUUUGAAACUGCAAACAAGUAUCACUUCUACCACAGUCUGGCACUGCUGGGUGCGGCACACUGUGGAAAGCCUGCUGUGGCUGGGCCGCUGCUGUUGGCAGGAAUGGGAAUGUUCUGCGGCUCUCUGUACCACCAAGCAGUUACAGGGGACCCUGGCCUCCGAAAGGUGGCCCCCAUCGGAGGCAUGGCGAUGAUUGCUGGCUGGCUGGCAAUGGUCCUCUGACCUGUCAUGUGAUGAAACAGAACUGAAAAUGACGCGUUCGUAGUCACGUUCAAUGCAUGUACAAUAACCACAGUAGACACCAUGUAUUUACAUAUGACAUUUUUUCUCAAUUGCAUUUAAUAAUAAUAAAAAGGAAAG
This is a messenger RNA of Synchiropus splendidus (mandarinfish), 500 nucleotides long. RefSeq names its product transmembrane protein 256 (gene tmem256). The coding region runs from base 21 to 362 and encodes 113 amino acids. The record is from RefSeq and is a predicted model, not a curated record. Lineage: Eukaryota; Metazoa; Chordata; Actinopteri; Syngnathiformes; Callionymidae. The transcript is spliced from 4 exons.